AAACAUUAGAAUCUCUGGAUGAUACUACCAAGAUCCCUCCUUAUCAGUUAAGGGAGAAGUGUCUCCUUCCACUGCAACUGGCUUUGGAGAGCAAGAAUAUGAAACUGGCACAGCAAGCUCUAGCAGGGAUGCAGAAGCUACUGUCUGAUGAGCGAUUUGUAUCCAUGGAAACUGACUCUGAUGACAAGCAGUGUCUUAAUCAAAUGCUGAACGCAAUCAGAGUGACUCCAUCUCUCAAUGAGGACCUGCAGGUAGAAGUGAUGAAGGUAUUGCUUUGCAUAACAUACGCGCCAACAUUUGAGUUGAAUGGAAGUUCUGUACUUAAGAUUGCUGAAGUUUGUAUUGAAACUUAUAUUUCCAGUUAUCACCAGCGGAGUAUUAAUACAGCUGUACGGGCAACCCUCAGCCAGAUGUUGAGUGAUUUGAUUUUACAAUUACGGCAAAAACAAGAAAAUACAAUGACCGAAAACCAAGGAGUUCUUCAAGGCUGCAAGAAUUCAGAUUCCACCACUGAAUCAUUCUGUGAUGAUGUUGUCUCUGUCUUCAUGGUCUUUUGUGAAAAACUUCAGACAGCAAUCAGUGAGAAUCAGCAGUUGCAGCUUCUCUACCUGGAAUGCAUUCUUUCCAUGCUGAAUAGCUUCUCUUCUGGUAUGCACCACCAUAAAGGAUUCACUGACCUCAUCUGGAAGCAGCUGUGUCCAGCCCUGAUAGUAAUCUUGGGCAAUCCGGUUCAUGAUAAAACGAUCACAUCUGCUCACAGCAACACCAGUCAUGAAGCUGAUUCUCCUUCUUCCGGAGUCUCUGACCACGGCCGAGGAUCAGGCUGCUCUACAACUGCCCCUGCCCUUAGUAGUCCUGUUGCACGGACUAUCUACUACAUUGCAGCGGAGCUUGUUCGGUUGGUGGGCUCAGUGGAGUCAAUGAAGCCUGUUCUGCAGUCUCUCUACCAUCGGAUGCUUCUGUAUCCUCCACCCCAGCACAGAGUAGAAGCUAUCAAGAUCAUGAAAGAGAUACUUGGAAGUCCUCGGCGGCUUUGUGAUUUAGCAGGUCCCUGCUCUACAGAACCAGAAUCAAGAAAGAGAUCCAUUUCAAAAAGAAAAUCCCACCUGGACCUUCUUAAACUAAUCUUGGAUGGGAUGACGGAAGCCUGCAUAAAAGGUGGCAUUGAAGCCUGUUAUGCCUCAGUAUCCUGUGCCUGUGCCCUGCUUGGAACUCUGGAUGAGCUAAGUCAAGGAAAGGGCCUUGAUCAGGAGCAAGUACAUCUGCUUCUCCGGAGGCUGGACGAGUUAAAAGAGGGGGCUGAGACCAGUAGAGAUUCCAUGGAGAUCAACGAUGCUGAUUUUAGGUGGCAAAGACGUAUCCUGUCAUCGGAACAUGCCCCCUGGGAGCCAGGCCAUGAGAAGAGUCCUGACAUUAGUAUUAGUGUUACCACAGAUACCGGUCAGACAACCCUGGAAGGAGAUAUGGGACAGACAACCCCAGAUUCUGACAUUCGUAAAAAUUCUUUGCAAUCCCCAGCUGGACAGGCAGGCAAAGAAAUUCAUUAUAAAGAGCCAGAAUCAGAAACAAUUGACCAACCGGAUGUAGUUCAACGGAGCCAUAAUGUUGUCUAUCCAGAUAUAACUAAUUUCCUUUCUGUUGAUUGCAAGGUCCGUUCGUGUGGAUCUAGAUACAGCGAGAGUAAUUUCAGUGUUGAAGACCAGGAUCUUUCCAGAACUGAAUUUGAUUCAUGUGACCAGUAUUCCAUGGCAGCAGAAAAAGAUUCUGGAAGAUCAGAUGUGUCGGAUAUAGGUUCAGAUAACUGUUCUUUAGCUGAUGAAGAACAGACGCCACGGGACUGUCCGGGUCACAAGUCUUUACGAACUGCUGCCCUUUCCUUGAAGCUACUUAAGAACCAGGAAGCAGAUCAGCAAAGUGCCAGGUUGUUUAUUCAGUCUCUUGAAACUCUCCUUCCUCAUCUUAUAGCUGUUGCUACAGUAGAAGAGGUAGAUUUGGCUCUCCAGAACUUUUCCUCAAGUUUUUGUUCAGACAUGAUGCAUUCUCCAGGAAUUGAAGGGAAUGUCAGCUUUAACUUCCAGAACCUGAUGAACGCAGAUAGCCUCUACGCAGUCUCUCACUACAUACUCCUGCUGAACCUGAAGCUGUCAAACGCAGAAUACUAUCGGAAGAAACCUGCCCAGUCCCCUGUAUUAUUGGUGAGGUCAAAGCCUGCUUUGACCCCUACAGUGAUGAACAUGUUGCACUUGGCCACAUCCCGCUCUGUAAAUCUCCAGAAGGAAUUCAUGAAACAGGUCCAAUCCAGUGGGGUUCUGAUGGUAUUUUCUCAGGCCUGGGUUGAAGAACUUUACCAUCAAGUAUUGGAGAGAAAUCUUCUUGGGGAAGUUGGUUAUUGGGGAAAUCCUGAAGAACAUAGCCUUCCACUCAUUACUAUGCUGACAGGCAUUGAUGGCUUGGGAAGCAGUGCAAUAGGUGGGCAGCUGAUGGCUUCGGCUUCCAAACAAUCUCCUCUCUCCCAGACCUGGAAACCAGAUGAUACAUUGAUGGCAGGAGUUGCUUUCGCCCGAUACCUUCUAAUUGGUUGCUGGAAGAAUUUGAUUGAUACCUUAUCAACACCUCUGACUGGCCGCAUGGCAGGGAGCUCCAAAGGAUUAGCAUUCAUUCUUGGAGCUGAAGGCAUCAAGGAGCAGAACCAAAAGGAGAAGGAUGCCAUCUGCAUGAGUUUAGAUGGGCUAAGGAAGGCAGCUCGGCUCAGUUGUGCUUUAGGAGUUGCUGGUAAUUGUGCAUCAGCCCUUGCCCAGAUGGCAGCUGCCUCUUGUGUUCAAGAGGAGAAAGAGGAAAGAGAUGCCCAAGAGCCCAGUGAUGCCAUUGCUCAAGUAAAACAGAAAGUGGAGCAGAAACUGGAGCAGAUGGGGAAGGCGCAAGGUGUCUGCCUCCACACCGCUCAUGUUUUAUGCAUGGAUGCUGUUCUUGCUGUGGGAUUGGAGAUGGGAAGCCAGAAUCCAGACUGUUGGCCUCACGUCUUUAGAGUAUGUGAAUACAUCAGCACUCUGGAACAUGCCCAUUUCAGCGAUGGCACUUCUCAGCCACCUGUAACUAUCACCCAAGCCCAACAGGGAGCAGUGGCACUUCAGGGUGAAGUUCAGACUACAGACUCUCCCCAGGAACUGAUUCUGGAGCAAGAGACAGCCCUAAGGAACAAUCCUGUCAUCCAACCAGUAUCCAUUCAGGAUCUCAUCAAAGAAAGCAGUAAGGGAAGAGCUUUUGAUUUUCGAGGAGGCAGCCUGAUGACCGGGAGCAGUGCUGCCAAGGCUAUCCUCACCCUCUCUAAUCAAGCUGACAGGCUUUUUGAAGAUGCUGUUGACAAACUGAAUCUGAUGGCUUUGGGAGGUUUCCUGUACCAGCUAAAAAAGGCCUCCCAAUCCCAACUCUUCCAGUCAGUUACAAACACAGUCGAUUAUUCUUUGGCCAUGCCAGGAGAAAUAAAAUCCACUCAAGAAAGAAGUGCCCUUCACUUGUUCCGUCUAGGAGGAGCCAUGCUCCGAAUUGUGAGAAGUAGAAAACGGCCUUUGCUCCAUCUUAUGCGCUGUUGGCAUCUAGUGGCUCCUCACUUAGUGGAAGCUGCUUGCCAUAAAGAAACACAUGUUUCUCAGAAGGCUGUUUCUUUUAUCCAUGACAUCCUAACAGAGGUUCUAACAGUCUGGAACGAACCGCCUCAUUUUCACUUCAGCGAGGCCCUUUUCCGUCCCUUUGAGCGCAUCAUGCAGCUUGAACUUUGUGAUGAGGACAUUCAGGACCAGGUGGUCACAUCUAUAGGAGAGCUGGUGGAGGUGUGCUCAACUCGAAUUCAAUCAGGCUGGAGACCAUUGUUCAGUGCUUUGGAAACUGUGCGCAGCAGCAGCAGCAAGUCAGAAGUUAAAGAGUAUCUUGUUGGAGAAUAUUUGAUGGGAAAAUGUCAGGCUCCAGUUUUUGAUGUCUUCGAAGCUUUUCUAAAUACUGACAACAUCCAAGUCUUUGCAAAUGCAGCCACCAGUUACAUCAUAUGCCUUAUGAAAUUUGUCAAAGGAUUGGGGGAAGCCGACUGCAAGGAUAUUGGUGACUGUACAUCAGGAUACCCAUCUACAGAUUUGUGCCUUCCUGCACUUGAUUAUCUCAGGAGGUGUUCCCAGCUACUUGCCAAAAUCUACAAAAUGCCCUUGAAGCCUAUUUUUCUCAGUGGGAAAUUUGCUAACUUACCCCAAAGGAUCCAGGAACGAUCCGCAAGCAGUGAGGAUGGCAUUGAAUGUGUCCUUUCUGAGUUUGACGAUGACACAGGCCCAGGAUUUGGUAUUUAUGCAGUUGUACACCUCCUGCUCCCUACAAUGUCUCUUUGGCUUCAUCGCAGCCAUGGCGAUCAUUCUUACUGGGAUGGGGCAUCCGCUAAUUUCAAACAUGCCAUUGGCCUUUCCUGCGAAUUAGUGGUGGAGCACAUUCAAAGUUUCAUACAUUCAGAUGUUGGCUAUGAGAAUAUGAUCAACACGAUGCUCAAAGAUCUUUUCAAGUUACUUGUAGCUUGUGUAGCGGAAACCACAGAGACCAUCUCUAGAGUCGGGUGCUCUUGUAUCAGAUAUGUACUGGUGACAGCUGGUCCUGCUUUUACUGAAGAAAUGUGGCGUCUGGCAUGUUGUGCUUUAGAGGAUGCUUUUUCAACUACUCUUGAACCAGUGAAGAAUCUGUUGGGCUAUUUCCACAGCGGCUCUGAAAACCUGAGUGGUGAUGCCUGUGAGAUGAAAAUGGCAGCUCCUUCCCUCUCCCCUAGUGCUGAAGCUGAAUACUGGAGAAUAAGGGCGAUGGCCCAACAAGUUUUCAUGUUGGACACCCAAUGCUCCCCAAAGACACCCAAUAACAAGGAAGGAUUUGAGCAUGCUCAAUCCUGUCUGCUUAUUAUUGAGCUGCCUCCUGAUAGGAAGUCCAAUGGCCACUCACAGAAAAGGAAACUUGGUAUCCCUUUCAGAACAAUUGUAGUGAGCCUGCUUUCCCAUCAAGUCCUGCUGCAGAAUUUAUAUGAUAUUUUGUUGGAAGAAUUUGUGAAAGGGCCCUCACACACUGAAGAGAAGGUAACACACCAAUUGCCAGAAACCAAACUCACUGGUUUCCUCAGGUACAUUUCUAUGCAGAACUUGGCUGUCAUCUUUGAUUUACUAUUGGACUCCUACCGAACAGCCAGAGAGUUUGAUACAAGGACUGGGCUGAAGUGCUUGCUCAAAAAGGUAUCUGGCAUUGGUGGGGCCGCCAACUUGUACCGCCAGUCGGCUAUGAGCUUCAAUAUCUACUUCCAUGCCUUGAUCUGUGCUAUUGUGACCAAUCAGGAAAACAUCACUGCGGAACAGGUGAAGAAAAUCCUUUUUGAAGAUGAUGAAAGGAGCACAGAUUCAUCCCAACAAUGCUCUUCAGAAGACGAAGACAUUUUUGAAGAGACUGCUCAAGUCAGCCCACCAAGGGGGAAAGAGAAGAGGCAGUGGAGGGCCAGGUUGCCAUCGCUGAGUGUCCAACCCGUGAGCAAUGCAGACUGGGCUUGGCUAAUCAAAAGGCUUCACAAACUCUGCAUGGAGUUAUGUAAUAACUACAUUCAGAUGCAUUUGGAUUUGGAAAAUAGUGUCGAUGAGCUCCCUGUCUUCAGGGGCGACCCCAUCUUAAUCCUUCCAGCCUUUCAAUCAGAAACACCCGUAUCAUCUACUGGAGCCCUUUCUGGAAAAAACACCCCUUCAGAAGAUGAUAGAAGCCAGAGUAGGGAUUUCCUCACUGAAAACCUCACUCCUAAGGGAAGUACAGAUAUGAUGCUUCUUCCACCUUUGAGCCCCAAAAUGGAGAAGAAAGAACAAGGCAGGAAAAAAGAAUGGUGGGAGAGCGCUAGCAACAAAAUUUACAGCAUAGCAACAGACAAAACCAUAUCAAAACUAAUGACGGAGUAUAAAAAAAGAAAACAACAGCAACAUAAUUUAGCUAAUUUCUCCAAAGAGAUGAAAGCUGACAAGAAAGGGGAUCCGCUCGGCACAAGAGGGCCAGAUUCACCUCUCCACCAUCGGCCACAAAAUCUGAUCGAUCAAGGCCAGAUGAGACACUCGUUUAGCGCCGGGCCAGAGAUUCUGAGGCAAGAAAAGAGGCCACGCUCCGGGUCUACUGCCAGCUCAUUCAGCAUAUCGGUCCGGGAUGGGGAGGCACAAAUACAGGCAUGGACCAACAUGGUUCUGACAGUUCUUAAUCAGAUUCAAUCCCUACCAGACCAGAUCUUCAUCGCUCUACAACCAGCGGUAUUUCCCUGCAUCAGUCAAUUGACUUGCCAUGUGACAGACAUCCGGGUUCGUCAGGCUCUGAGAGAAUGGCUGGGACGAGUGGGAAGGGUUUAUGACAUCAUUGUGUAGAAGACUUUAGUUGCCUUAUCAAAGAGAGACUGAAUCUAAGAUACUUCGAGGAACAGAAAUAAAGUGCAUUUGUUGAAAUCUUUGUCUAUUAAAAAAAAAUGGUAGAAGGAUGUACAUCUGCCCAUUUGCUUGUCAGUAAUAACUAGCAAGAUCUGUUCCAUGCUGUUAAAUCUUAAGAGCACAGUGUAGUCAUACUCAUGACACCAGAUAAUGUAAUAUAAUAACAAGAGCCUUUCUAUUAAAUUUGAAAUGGGUAUUCAGACAGGCUGAUAUUCAAACAGGCUGACAGUCUCAAUAUGUUUGAUACUGCAUCUCAAAAGGGAAAAAAAGCAGUUUGUGGAGCAAGGAAAACAGCGUGGAAUGGACGCAGUCAUGUAAUAGGCUUUGCCAAGAUUGACCAUUGAGAAUGUAAAGAUUGCUGAGAUGUCUUUGGUACAGAUUUGUGUUACGUCUUAUAUGAGGCAUCUGAUCCUUAAGCCAUCUGAAUUUAAAACAAUAGUUCUACCAAUGAACAGAGGAGCCCAUUUAUUCUAAUCUUUAUAAAACAUCUUGGCAAUGAAAACUAGGCCUCCAGACUUAGGAAGUCACUAUUUCAAUGUGAUUGUAACAGGUUUUCAGACAGAAAUACUUAACCAUCUUGGAAGUACCGCAUAGGCGCUAUGAAUUAUUUCAUAUUGCUAUAAGGGUGUCUGUCCAAAAAUUAUUAUGUCCAAUGCUGAUUUGAGAAAUAAGCUGAAGUCAUUUUUCUCAUUUUGGUGCAAACCCAAGACCAAAAAUGUAUUUUCUCUGUUGUGUAAGUUGCAAGUGCUAGUAAGGUUUUCUGGUUCUAUAUCUUUACUUAUCCCUUCACUGGGUGUUAACAAAUGGGCUGUGAAGUGUGUCCCAAGUUUUCUGUUUUCAGGCUUUCCAUUUGUAUUGCCUGGCUUCUCUGUCAGGACAAAAGAAUCUGAAAAUUAGGCACAUGACUAGAAUAUGUAGAGUUAUCAAAUUUAUACACUUACCACAAAUCUGUAAAAUAGAUUGUUCUCAGAGAUAUUUGGUGACCUUUGUAGUUUUAUGGCCAAGCAGAAAUAUCACUCACUCAUCAUUCUUUUCUUAAGCCAAGCUGGGUGACAUCCAUAGCUGAAAAUAAAGAUAUGUAAGAAACGCUAUGUUAAUUAUGGGACAGAUUGAGCCACCACAUCUAUUUUAUAUAAAAUGUAUAAAUGUUUUCUCUGCGUUUUCUUGCAGAGAGUAAAACGUAACUUUAAAUAUUAGUGUAUAAUUUAAUAGGCUAGUUACAAUUGAGAAAAGGAUACAGAAGUAAGGGAAAAUAUACAAGUUUAUAUAAUGUGGCCAUUAUAUAAAAGGCAGUUCUUGAGACGAAAAACAGAGAAAAAUUAGUAUCUAGUUUGUAGGACGCUGAAGUAAUGGAGGUAGCUGGCUGGUAUGGUUGUGAAUGGAAGAGAAGAGCAGCCAAUUAGGUGUUAAUUCCAGUAAGGGAAUUUGGGAAAGGCAGCUGUCACCUCAUCUUGCCUUCACAAUAGCAUUUCCACCCCGACAACUUCUCACACUGAAAUUGACCACAAUUGUUUAACUCUGGAUCUCCAAACAUAUAGAAGGCUCGGAGAAUGUGACGGUGUUUUCCGUCCCUAUAGUUGGCCAAAUAGCAGAAUGACUAGAACUCCACCCACCUAUCCAAUUUCUCUAUAAUGAUCAUUACAGAAAUAUAAACUCCAAAUCCCCCUGAGAAGUUGCUCUGAUGGGAAGCUAUACGAGGUGAGGUUGAUUGGGAAAAUGCAAACAAAGCACUAAUAGCCUCUGGUGCUUUCUCAGUCAAUUCAACAUCAACCCUUUCAUACGUUCAGACACAAGUAUGUAAGUACAUGUGAAAUCACUUCUUAUUGCGGACCAUUUUUCCAUCAGCUAUUUUUCCUUAUAUCUGUGACCAGGGCUUAAUGAUCAUGUUUGGUGAAGGAAGAUAAGUUCUAAAUAUUGGAAACCUAUGGAUCAAGAUGCACUGGGUGGUGGCAGAGGAGUUCAGGGGCAGAUGGCAAGGGAGGCGUGAGAUUUUUAUCAGUGAGAAAACCAAUGACCCACAAGAUGUGCAGAGAUAGUGAUUAAGCUUCUUUGGAUCAGUCUGGUCUGGAGCUGAUGCCAGAGGAAUUCAGGACACUGGUGUGAAAGUGCCUAUAGGCAGCUGGUGAAGAAUGAAUCCCAGCUACACCAAUAAAGGGAAGCUCACCUUUGAACUACUGCUAAAACUGAACAACUGGUGGUCAUGUUUCACUGCUAGAAAAAUGAUACGUAGUAUGUGAGUCCACACACUUUCCUCAUGUCUUACAUGAAUGUGAUCAAACCCUGCAUCUGCCUUCUCUCUUUGUUAAGUCAUUGUUGGAUAUAUGCCCAAAUGAGCUGUUGUAUCAGCAAGUGUUAGAGGCACCAGCAAAGUGUUCUGUUGGGGUGCAGUUGGGAUCAACCUUAUGAGCAGUGCAGCGUUGCCUGUUGUGCUAGCCUUCAUUUUCGACCACAGGCAUCGAACUGAUUGAGUGGAAGAGCCUUAAUCAGCCUUGCAGCUUGCUUGAACAGCAAACAGUCCAGUUUCCUUUGCUUCCCCGCUUUCUCGUUCAUUCAACAGAAGACUUUGAAUGUACAAGUUGUGUCAGCUGCUGCUGAACUCUAGUGAUUGUCUAUUCUGAAUUAUUGAAUUAUUUGUCAGUGCUAUGCCCUGAGAUGAUUGUUUGAUUCUUCUAUUUGUUCUUUAAGAUUUAAAUAAUGCUGUGUUUCUAUGGUUCUUUGUGAAGAGGGGAUUGUUUUAGGGGAACAUUUUCACAUGGUGUACACCUACAUUGUUUGUGAGAUCUUAUACACGUACUCUAGUUUGUCACUUUGAAGUAUCUGUUGAACAUGGUAACUUGAGCAGAGAGACAGAAUCACCAUACACAAAAAAAGUUUAAUCUGUUCUCCUGAAUAUUGAAAAAAAUGUUUCGAUUUCAAGUGUUGCUUUUCAGUUCUGUGCUGUUGGGUGUAGGUUACUUGUACAUGCUGUGCGUGGAAUGACAAAGUGCUAAUAUUUCGUACAUAAAAAGUGGAAUAACAAAAUGUAACAAACUUGUAGGGCCACUAUUACAAAAGCAGGCAACAAUUUAUUAUUAUUUAUUUCAAAGAAGGGAAGUAUUACACAUUCCUGCCACUACCAAGAAUGACUAUUGAUUGUAAACCAUUUCAGUUGCUGCUAUUAACACAAGGGCAAGCGAUAGAUAUACAACAGUUCCUGCUGAAGAUCAUAAUAUUAUUUAUUUAUUUAUUCAGGGUGACUGUAAGUAUUACGUAACUCUAAAAUGUAAGUUGAAAGUUCAGCCAAACUUAAAAGAAAAACCAUUCACUGGACAGAAAAGGAAGAAUGUGUCUCAUUCUGAGGGCAGGUAGAUAAUGUCAAGGAAAUUCAUUCACUAUUUAAGUGAAAAUCACUGAGUGGAAGGGCAAGUUUUAUUUUUCAUAGUUUCCAACCUCUCUAGACUUUUUAUGGAAACACAGGCCAUAAAACUAGGAGGCACAUUUGCCUGUGGUGCAAGUGAGCCAUGGGUGCACAUUUGUGGAGAGAGCCAUUAGACCUCAUGUGUAGGCCAAUCUAUCUGCCCUUUCCAUUUUCUAAAUGACCAAGCUCUUGUGAGCCCAGAGUUCAUGUUUGCAUGUCCUGCAAGGCCCUCCUGGGUCAGGGAAUUGCACGUUUCCAGUAGUGCCUGCAAAACAGUGGUGGGUUCCGGAUCCCGAUGCAACUGGUAUAGUGCAACGGGGCCCGGCAUCCACCACAUGAAUGCACGCAGCACGCACAUGCGUCCUUACCUUCUGCAACGCUCCACAACGCCUCCACAACACUCCAACUGCUUGGCGGAGCGUCAUGCAGGCGCCAUAUGCUCCGUGUGCGGAAGCACUGGAGAGCUGAAAUACCAGUAAGGAGCACGGGCGGGCAGGUGGUCCUCUGGAGCACCAUACCAGAACGGUACCCAGUGCUCCCCGCAGGCACUGGUAUGCCCGUACGGGGGCGUAUCAGUCAUACCAGGCAGUCAUACACUCAGUGACUUGGUCUCUACACGUCUCAGAAUGAGAAAUGGGCAGGGGAAAGGACAUUCUUCAGGGCAGAAACUUGCACCCUAUUUCACUAUGCAAAGAUUGGGUCGUGGUUAUGGGAUCUAAGAUGGAAUUUGCACAUUCAAGGAAUCAGAGGGCAGUCACAGAAUGUAGUUGCUCUGGAUCAAUUUUAUUGAUUUAUGUCCAUAGUGCAAAAGCAAUUUAUAUUGGACCCUGAUUUCCAUAUUCUAAAUAUUCCCCUCCUAACAGCUGCAGAAGGCAGAAGUAAGGAAAAACAAACGUGACAGCAGUGACAGAAAGUGUAGGAGGUGGAACUUUCACACAAUGCUGUUAUGUAUAUGCAGAGAUGUUUGCGAUGGCAGCUGGCAAGUUUUGUUUUGUACUAUAAAAAUGCUCUGGAGGAAAAAAAAUGCUCUGCCUUAACUAACGGGAAAGUUGCUCUACCAAAAUGAAAGAGAAACUCCAGUCUUCAAGCAAUUUAUUGAUUAACCAGGUCCUGCAAUUGUUACUUUCCCCAGACAGAUCCUAUGCCAAACAGUGAAAUGCAACCUCCCAAAGGAGCAUCUUCUCUCUUAUACCAAAGAUCCAAUUUGUUAAAAAAGAAGAAAAAUAGUGAUGCUUGACACAAUUGGGCUUGUAUCACGAGGUAGACAUGAAAAGACAGGCAUCCAAACUACUCUGAAGGGGGGGACCAAGUCAUUUGGGGCCCCUUUCCAGCUAACCUUUAUUCUUGGAUGUGCAUAGUCUUUGGCCAAGAUAUGCAAUUCUCUAAGCACUUCAAGACUUGGAAAAAGAUUGGUUAUAAAGAACUAUGAGGCCGGAUGUAUUGAGAUUCUCAAAAGGUCCUCACAAUUCGUUUUCUUUGGAUUUGUUUUAUGGUGGCCAAUGAAAGCUAUAAGGAAUAUCUGUUGACAAAAUGUCUGGAUCCUGCCAUAGCUUUCCUUGUGUUCUUAAAAAUAACUCCCCUAAACCCUCUUCUUCUAUUGGUAUAUGUGGGGAGGGGAGAGGGAGGAACAUACCUGAAUCAUUUCUCUUGUGUGUAUGUUUCGGAACAGUUCGUUGUUAAGCCACUUUGCAAAAUGUAUUUUGUGUAUAUUUUGUUCAGGGGGAAUUCUUAAAGAAGGAUAUUUUAAAACAAAUCAUUUGUGUUGCUAGUGUUAUAGAAUAAAGAGACUACAAAAAAGUAAA
Messenger RNA from Thamnophis sirtalis, 11657 nucleotides. Lineage: Eukaryota; Metazoa; Chordata; Lepidosauria; Squamata; Natricidae. The record is from RefSeq and is a predicted model, not a curated record.